UAAUGAGUUUAAUUACAGGCCCAGUUGUUGUUCUCACUUUUCUCCAGAUUUUUUUGAUGCUUUUUCUAUUGGUCAUUCCCAGUUCAGCUCAAAGUUGCACACAGUGUCUAGCUAAGAGAGAGGGUCUAGUGCACUAUCCUACCACCCUUGCUCCACAUUUUGGAGUAAUAACUGUCAGUACAGAAUGUGCCGACAAUGCUGCUCUGGCAACUGGCUCUAGUCUGAGUGUCAGGUGUAGCUCUAGUGGUAGCUGGACUGGUACAACUCCUCAGUGUGAAUGUGAUACUGGAUAUCAUGCAGUCACUGUCAGUGGGAGGCAGAUUUGUCAAAGUGUUAAUACAUGCCCUGCUAGAAAUGUUGGUCUAGUUCGCUAUCCUACUACACUAGCUCCAGCCAGUGGAUCAUUGACUGUCACUACACAGUGUGCUGACAAUGCUCACGUCAGAACUGGCUUUAGUCUGAGUGUCAGGUGUAGCUCUAGUGGUAGCUGGACUGGUACAACUCCUCAGUGUGAAUGCAACGAUGGAUACCGUGCAGUCACUGUUAGUGGAAGUCAGAUUUGUCAAAGUGCCCCAACUACUUGCACAGCUAGAAAUGUUGGUCUAGUUCGCUAUCCUACUACACUAGCUCCAGCCAGUGGAUCAUUGACUGUCACUACACAAUGUGCUGACAAUGCUCACAGAACCAGUCAAAGUUUGAAUGUCAGGUGUACCUCUAGUGGUGGCUGGUCUGGUACAACUCCUCAGUGUCAGUGCAAUACUGGAUAUCGUGAAACUGGAGAUGCUACUCAACGCAUAUGUGAAGCUAUUCCAAGCUGCCCAAGAAGAAUUGUGGGUCUAGUCUACUAUCCUAGCACACUGGCUCCUGAUUUUGGGACUAAAGAUGUGCUGGCACGAUGUGCUGACAAUGCCCGCCUAGUUGGCUCUAUAAGUCUGAGUGUCAGGUGUACCUCAAGUGGUAUAUGGCCUGGUCAAACCCCUGAAUGCCAAUGUGAUGAUGGAUAUCGUGAAUACACCGAGGAAAACAGACAAAUUUGUCAAGCAAUAACUUGUGGACCUAAGAACGUUGGUCUUGUUCAUUAUCCUACUACAUUCGGGAAAAGAUUGGGAGACGUGCAGUGUGUGGAUCAUGCCCACCAAAUCACACCUGGCUUCACUGCCUGGUGCGACGGCAGUGGUAACUGGUCGGAUGAGAUCCUCGAGUGUGAAUGUGAUGAAGGAUAUCGUGUCGUCACUCAAUACGAGAAGAAAAUUUGUCAAGCUGUUCCAAGCUGUCUUGCUAAGACUGUUGAUCUAGUUCACUAUCCUAAUACACUAGCUCCUAGCAGUGUAUCUAGAUCUAAGACAGUCGCUGUACAAUGUGCCGACAAUGCUCAUGUCAGAACUGGUUCUAGUCUGAGUGUCAGGUGCAACUAUAAUGGAAACUGGUCCACUGACGUUCCACACUGUGAUUGCGAUGAUGGAUAUCGGCCAAUAUCUGAGGAUAAUAAGAUGCUAUGCGAAGCAACAGUUUGUGAAGCUAAGAGUGUGGGUCUAGUUCGGUAUCCUGCUACAUUUGGUGGCUCAGUGGCUGAUCUGCAAUGUGCUGACAAUGCUCACAGCAACAGCUCCAAUAAUAUGAGAGUUUUGUGUAACUCAAUUGGUGUCUGGUCCGACCAUAGCCUUCCAGAGUGCCUCUGUGAUGAUAAAUAUCGCAUUGUCAACAGAAAAGGAGAAGGCAUAAUAUGUGAAGCUAUUCCUAGCUGUCAAGCUAAGAUUGAGGGUCUAGUUCGCUAUCCCAACACACUAGCCCCGAAAAUUGGAUCAGAUACUGUUAUUGCAGAGUGUGCAGACAAUGCUCAGAGAACAAGCACCAGUCUGAAUGUGACGUGUCUUUCCAACGGUGAAUGGUCUGGUGUGAUUCCUCAGUGCGAAUGUGAUCUCGAAUACUACAGAGCUACUAUUAGUGACAAGCAGAUAUGUCUUGCUAUUCCGCCUACUCUGUGUGAGGCAAUGAGUGAAGGUCUGGUUCGCUAUCCGAAUUGGAUAGCUCCACUCGUUGGCACGGAGACUGUCGCUACACAGUGUGCUGACAAUGCCCACAGAACCAGCACUAGUCUCAAUGUCACGUGCACUUCUGACGGCAUAUGGUCUGGUCCGAUACCUGUGUGUGAGUGUGAUGAUGAACACCACGUGUCAACCGCUGAUGAUGGAAGAGAUAUAUGCAAAGGUGACAACUUGAUGUUCACAAUGAUAUCACUGCUAACUGUCUCGGGAGGAGCUCUCCUCAUACUUUUAACCCUCAUCACUAUCACCAUCCUCGCCAUACGUCUGCUGAAGGUGUCCAUUAAAAGACCUAAACACUCAGAGUCCUAUGAUCAACUUUGGGUACGCACGGCCAAUAACUCUGGUGGCUUUCCUACUAGUAGUACCUUUGGAAUGAGCAACAUUAUGGGGACUAGAGAAGAUGAUGAGGAUGAGGAAGAUUGUAGCCCAAGUAGUCAACCACCCAAUAAAAGUUUAGAGACUCGGCUCGUGAGUACAUCCAGACAAGUAGACAACAUGGAAGGUGUUGUUUUUCCAAGCCAUUUAUGACGACAAAACACGUGGAAGAAAAGGAAGAAGACAGGGAAAAUGGUGGUGGUUUACCGGGCCAGGUCUCCCCGGGAGUCGAAACGGAGGAGCCGAGAGACGGAGAAUGCUUGGGCGAUGCUACAAGCCAAACCACCGUGGAAAGUGCAGAAAGUUCAGAGUUUUGUGAAGAAGAGAUAGAAGAAGAAGAAAGUGAGAAUGAGGUUGGUACAGUGAGCCUGCAAACUGUCCCCAUCACUCGGCAAGAUAAUUUGGGCUACGUUGAAGAGAUAUUAUAUGCUGAGGUUCAUUGUCCUAGGAAAAAGGUUGACAAAAGAAGCGACCCCAAAGAAGCAGAGAGUGAAAAUGACGAUACAAUGACUCAACCUCCACAACAACAAAGUGCAGCGGUAGCAGCAGCAGUGCCUGAGAGCAGAGAGUACGAUGACAUCGUGUCGAGCGACCGCAGGAUAAAGAAGCCGAGAAAUAUCGAGGACGUGGAGGAGAUUUAUGAUGUCGUUGUCAACCAGUUGGCCACUAGAAAGGACUCGACAUCCACACCCACGCCGCGUGUCAAAGCAUACGCCGUGUAUACAGUGCCAGCUCCUUAUGAAGUUCCCAUUUCUACAAAUGAGGCAUAUGCCCCGAGUGAAAAUGUCCCAGUUUUAACAAAUGCAGCGUACAAGACAUGCGAGGAGGUAAAAAGUGAGGGUCAUGCCUACGAUUCAGUGAACUAAAACGAGACAGAAGUUUGUGACUGUACAUGCUUAUGACUAAUGACAGUUUUACAACUGUACCUAACUCAAUAAUUGUCAGUAAGUAUGCCUCCUGUUGAAUGUAAGUUAAUAGUGCAGGCUUAACAUGUAUGGCUGUCAUAAUUUGCAUUGGAGUUUAAGACAUAAAUUUUUUAAAGCCAAUUUUAU
This is a messenger RNA of Geodia barretti, 3472 nucleotides long. NCBI's taxonomy places the organism in Eukaryota, Metazoa, Porifera, Demospongiae, Tetractinellida, Geodiidae. The record is from the annotation of a GenBank genome assembly.